This is a messenger RNA of Antrostomus carolinensis (chuck-will's-widow), 1278 nucleotides long. Its product is annotated as coagulation factor VII. The record is from RefSeq and is a predicted model, not a curated record. Bases 1 to 1278 code for a protein of 425 amino acids. Gene Ontology annotation, cellular component: extracellular region. The transcript has 8 exons. Gene Ontology annotation, molecular function: calcium ion binding; serine-type endopeptidase activity. NCBI's taxonomy places the organism in Eukaryota, Metazoa, Chordata, Aves, Caprimulgiformes, Caprimulgidae. Gene Ontology annotation, biological process: blood coagulation; proteolysis.
AUGGUUUCCAGGCAGCGUGUGUCUUUGUUCCUCUGCUUUCUGCUACUGAUUCCUCUUUCUCUGGAUGCAGUCUUUCUAAAGCAGGAAGAGGCAAGCAGCGUUUUGCAAAGGCAGAGACGAGCCAACAGCUUCUUCGAAGAGAUAAAGCUGGGGUCAUUAGAGCGAGAAUGCAUGGAAGAAAAUUGUUCCUUUGAGGAAGCAAGAGAGAUUUACCAAGAUGACGAAAGGACAAAAGAGUUCUGGCACAUCUAUUCCGACCCCAACCAGUGUGACUCCAACCCCUGUCAGAACGGCGGGAGUUGUGACGACCAGUUUCAGGAUUACGUGUGCCGCUGUCCCACUGAAUAUGAGGGCAAAAGCUGUGAAAAAGCUGUGGCUGACAAGCUGAAGUGCAUUUACGACAACGGUGGCUGUGAACAGUACUGUACUGACGAACAGUCUCAAAAACGAGUGUGCUUCUGUGCGGACGAUUACGCUUUAGCGAGCGAUGGCGUGUCCUGCAUUCCCCAAGUGAAAUACCCAUGUGGAAAAAUACCAGUGCUGGAGAAAAAAAAUGCAAUUGCACGAGGGAGAAUAGUAGGUGGUCUCAUCUGUCCUCCAGGUGAAUGUCCGUGGCAAGCCCUUCUAAUACAGAAUCAGCAAGAAAAGUGUGGCGGUACGCUGCUUUCCCCAGAGUGGGUGGUCACUGCAGCUCACUGUUUGGAGUAUGUCGAUCCUGAACAGCUUCGGGUGAGACUGGGUGAACACGCAAUAAAUUACGAUGAGAAAACUGAGCAAGAAAGUGGAGUUGCCAGGAUGAUCAUUCAUGAAGGAUACAUAUAUGGACAAGUCAAUAACGAUAUUGCCCUCCUGAACCUGGAAACACCCGUGAAUCUCACUGACUACGUGGUGCCAAUAUGUUUGCCUGAAAAACGGUUUGCAGUGUAUGAACUGUCCUCCAUCAAGUUCUCCAGAGUGAGCGGAUGGGGACGCCUACUAGAUGGAGGUGCCACCUCUUCUGUUCUGAUGAGAGUUGAUUUGCCACGGGUAAAGACACAAGAAUGUGAAAAGGAGACCGAUUUAAAUAUUACAGAGAAUAUGUUCUGUGCAGGAGACCUGACGGGCGUUAAGGACUCCUGCAAGGGAGACAGUGGUGGACCUCAUGCUACAAAGUACAAGAACACUUGGUUUCUGACUGGGAUUGUCAGCUGGGGAAAGGGCUGUGCUGCUAAAGGCAGCUAUGGGGUUUACACAAGGGUAUCCAAAUAUAUUGACUGGUUGAAGAAGCACAUGGAUUAA